This is a messenger RNA of Schistocerca cancellata (South American locust), 1228 nucleotides long. RefSeq lists its product as uncharacterized. Bases 131 to 697 code for a protein of 188 amino acids. NCBI's taxonomy places the organism in Eukaryota, Metazoa, Arthropoda, Insecta, Orthoptera, Acrididae. The record is from RefSeq and is a predicted model, not a curated record. The transcript is spliced from 6 exons.
CCGUGAGCUGAUAGGUCGCUGCUCAGUGGUCGCAGUAUGGCCUAUGGAAUAUAUGGCGGUAUUUACGUAUUAAAUGAUGAACGCUGACACAUUCGCGCUGUACAGUAGUCUGUAGCUGCACUGUCUCAAUAUGGCUACGACUGAAGUGAAUGGAUCUGCAGAUUGCUCCGAAAAGUGCCAGAGCCUCAUUGCUCGUUCUUUCGAAAUACAUGAACAGUUUUCAGAAAAAGAGGCAAAUUUGAUGAAGAAGCUCAAAGAGCUGGAAAUGAAGGUAAAGGAACAAAAGGAUAAACUCGAGGAGCUAUGUGAAUAUCAGAAAGAGAUGGAAAUGAAAGAGAGAGAGGAGGAUGCUGCAACAGAUUCUUUAAAGCAUGAAAUGAAACUUUUAAAAGACAAGAAUCACGAACUUGAAAAUAAGAGAGAGAUGCUGAAGAACAAAAUAGAAGCGUUAAAAAAUUUUCAGCCAUCGGCUGAGGACGCUGCCAAUUUACAGUUAUGUCGGCUCAAAUACCAGCUCUACAAAGACAUAACUGGAGUGCGCUGGGAUUAUAAAGCUAAGGCACCUCGGGGCUAUGUUGUGAAUAAGAAGACUCACUAUGUGAAACCAUUUUCACACGAAUCUCCCAAUGAAGAUAAGUUGUGGGAGGAAAUUGCAAAAGCCAGCACUGCAGACUGGAGUGCUUUUUCUUGUGAAUGAAUCAUGAAACACCUUGAAAAAUACUUACACUUUUAUAUUUCCAUGACAUUAAAUAUAUUUUAGCUAUUCAUGUGUAAAGUUUUAUAUGUCUGUCAGAACAAGAAUGUUGCACAUAUCUUCAGUGUGAAGAAGCAGUAUAGCAUUAAAUAAGUAUAAAAUUACUAUUUUUUCACAACCUGUCCUUUACUACCCUGCACUGCUACCACAAGUUAUCACUUUAAAAUAUGUCACCAACUUAAGCUCAGCAACUCUCCUUCCCACCAUAAAAAAAACUCUGCAUUCAAUUUUAUCUAUCUCAUUGAGGACUUAAGCUUCACACUGAAAUAUUUUUCUCAUUUUGUACAAAAAACAUGUUUCUGUAAGAGAGGGUGGUUAACCUCAUGUAAAUAUUAUUGUAUCUAAAAGAAGUGUUAGUUUUAAUCAUGUUAAACAAAGCAGAAUAAUAACUGUGUUUAAUUAAAAAUUAAAUUGAUUUGUGAAAGUUUCCGAAAGAAAACUGUGUAAAAUAUACUUACUAUCCAUGUUGGCAAA